AUGCCGCAUAAAGAGGAGGACUUGAUGCACGGGGGUGGCGCGGGUAUUGGCGGGGGUAUGGUCGGACAGAACUCAAUAUUUGGGUGCUCGGCUGCAGGACACAGUGGGGUUAACCAGCUUGGCGGCGUUUACGUCAACGGCCGACCGCUGCCGGACUCCACGAGGCAGAAGAUCGUCGAGCUGGCCCAUAGCGGGGCCAGACCGUGCGAUAUAUCGCGCAUACUGCAGGUCAGCAACGGAUGCGUCUCCAAGAUCCUCGGCAGGUAUUACGAGACUGGCUCGAUCAAGCCGCGGGCGAUCGGCGGUAGCAAGCCGCGAGUGGCGACAACGCCUGUGGUCAACAAAAUCGCCGACUACAAACGAGAAUGUCCCUCGAUCUUCGCCUGGGAGAUCCGCGACCGACUUUUGCAGGAGGGCGUUUGCAAUAACGACAAUAUACCCAGCGUGUCGUCCAUUAACAGGGUACUCAGGAACUUGGCCUCGCAGAAGGAGCAACAGGCGGCCGCGGUGCAAGCGCAUCAGGGUGCCGAGAGCGUCUACGACAAGCUGAGAAUGUUUAACGGGCAAGCAGCAGGCUGGCCGCCAGCAUGGUAUUCGGCGACACCUCCCCAUCAUCCCCUGGCCACGGGAAUUCCAACCGCGGCGACUCCUGGAUCCGGCCAGACUCUUCUGCCCGGUAGCCAGCUUCACGGGCGUGACGAUUCUUUGUUAAAGCGAAGCGACACCGGGUCUCUAUUGUCGCACCAGCAGGAGACGACUUCGGACGGUAAUUCGGAGCACAACUCCUCUGGCGACGAGGACUCGCAAGUGCGGCUGAGGCUGAAGAGGAAAUUGCAGCGCAACCGAACUUCCUUCUCUAACGAGCAGAUAGACAGUCUCGAGAAAGAAUUCGAGCGGACACAUUACCCGGACGUGUUUGCACGGGAGCGUCUCGCCGAGAAGAUCGGAUUACCUGAGGCACGUAUCCAGGUGUGGUUCAGUAAUCGCAGGGCAAAGUGGCGUCGAGAGGAGAAAUUACGGAACCAGAGGAGGGCCGCCGUCGAUCAGGUGGUCGCCGGUGGCAGCGGGGGUAGCAGCGGCGCCGCGCCUCCCGCGGCCACCCCUGCUACGCCACGGUUGCCCUUAAACGCCGGAUUCAACGCCAUGUACUCGUCGAUACCGCAGCCGAUCGCCACCAUGCCCGACACGUACAGCUCGAUGUCAAGCAGCCUGGGCGGGUCAAUGGGUGGAAGCUGUCUUCAGCAACGCGCCGAGGGCUACCCGGCGUACGUGUUCCACGAGCCUCUCCACUCGCUCACGCAGUCUUACUCUCACGCGCACAGCGCGGCCGCGGCCGCGCACUCGCAACCGCAUCGCGGCAUCCCGACGUCUCACGGUGGCACCCCCACGACGCCAGGGGGACAACCAGCCGGACCAGGUGGGGCACCUUACCAGCCGACGACCUCGACCGCAACCGGAGUGAUAUCAGCCGGCGUCUCGGUGCCGGUGCAGAUUCCCUCGCAGACCCCGGACCUGGCGGGUAACUAUUGGCCGAGGCUCCAGUGA
Messenger RNA from Wasmannia auropunctata (little fire ant), 1545 nucleotides. It is a transcript of the gene toy, whose product is annotated as paired box protein Pax-6. Bases 1 to 1545 code for a protein of 514 amino acids. NCBI's taxonomy places the organism in Eukaryota, Metazoa, Arthropoda, Insecta, Hymenoptera, Formicidae. The record is from RefSeq and is a predicted model, not a curated record. The transcript has 9 exons. Gene Ontology annotation, biological process: anatomical structure development; regulation of transcription by RNA polymerase II. Gene Ontology annotation, molecular function: RNA polymerase II cis-regulatory region sequence-specific DNA binding; DNA-binding transcription factor activity, RNA polymerase II-specific.